Rhizopus microsporus ATCC 52813 is the source of this 603-nucleotide messenger RNA. RefSeq lists its product as uncharacterized. The record is from RefSeq and is a predicted model, not a curated record. Gene Ontology annotation, biological process: protein homooligomerization. Gene Ontology annotation, molecular function: protein binding. The coding region runs from base 1 to 603 and encodes 200 amino acids. The transcript has a single exon. NCBI's taxonomy places the organism in Eukaryota, Fungi, Mucoromycota, Mucoromycetes, Mucorales, Rhizopodaceae.
AUGUGCGUAUCUCAAGUUAAAAAAGCAACUAUUAUAAGAAUCAAUGUUGGUGGCAGAUCAUUUGUAACAUACGAUGAUACUCUGAAAAGGUCUUUAUUCUUCAAGUAUCUUCUUGAAAAUGUGAUGCAAAACAGCGGAAAGACCGUAAACGGUGAGUACUUUGUGGAUCGAAGCGGGGAGCUCUUUGCACACGUGUUAGACUAUUUGGUACAUGGCACACUCCAUUGGAAGCAACUUGACAGAAGGAUUCUAGCACAACUGUGGCAUGAAGCAGACUUUUAUCAAAUCAAGGGAAUGAAGAACGCAAUAGAAGAGGAAAUUGCAAGCCUUGGUCAUAAUGUAGACAACCUCUCUCUUGUGCCAUUCGACAAGAUUAAGCAUACGAUCAACUGCCAUGACAAAGAUGAGAGCCAUAUUAAAAAUGUAUCCAGCAAGUAUGAUCUGAUUACAGUCAUAGACUGUGCAGAAAAAGUAUGGGAGUGCGCAGCUAAUGUCACUGAUCACGAUUCUCCUUGUACCUGCGUGGUUAGCAAUAUGGAAACAAGAAACGGUCGCUGGAUAACUGUAGGCAAGCCUUAUGCGCUGGUCUCAACCAGGGAAUAA